CACACUUGCCCUUCGUCUUUAAACUUCUAGGACGAAGGGCAAGUGUGAAAAGAUAAAGCGAUACAUGCAUCCAUACAUGUAAAUUACCUUUGAUGGGAUAAAGCGCUUCCGGAGGUCGACCAAAGCCGUCGCCGUGCAUCACUGUGCAACCGGCCAAUAGCAGUCGCUUGGUAUCGUCGUCUGAGGUCACAUCGCGACGGAGGCUGACUACAAAGUGCUUCAUGCUUACAUCACUCCAGCAGCUCGUUUAAAUUCGUAGCCUCUCGCGGCAAUACAGCAGAAUUCAAGAGCUCCAUUCGCACGGCCCGAAACACAGUGGUGAUACAGUACCUGUAGCAGUCAUCUCAGCAGCAAAUUGCCAGCCCAUUUUGCAUGCAAGUCUCGGUGUGGGACAUCGGCAAAUUCCGAAUUGUCUGAAUGCCGUGACUAGCGCACAAGAUCAAGACAACCUGAUAACAAAGGAAGCGCUGUACUUCAAUCGACCAGCGCGUCAUACCGUCGGGAGAUCUGUUCAUUGGCCACAGGUAACGUGUCCGCAUGUGCGCAAAGCACUCCGUGUGACGUCUAUCGUACACCACCGCUCUCACCUUGGCCCCACCAAGCUGCAAGGACGGCAAGCUCAUUUUUGCUUUUGCACCCUACAAUUCUGUCGCUGCCAUUCAGUCUUCUCUCGCUCGUCCGGGUCCACGUAGCCGAGAGACUGUAGCGACGCCAUGGCGCACAUCCAAGAAGUCGAUCUGGAGAAGAACUCUGCCAAUUCUUACUUUCAAUUCGAUACCGACGCUGACGUCCUCGUCGAGUACGAGAAUGGAGACACCUGGUAUGCACGCGCACAGCGGUGGGCUGAGAAAAACUACAUGGAGCCUCGCAGCAUCGAACGCGUCCCCGAGGACGAGCGUUACGAUACAUCCCUUGUCAACGUGUGCACUAUGUGGUUGUCACCAAACAUGGUCAUGGGUCACUUUGCGGUAGGAAUCCUGGGCAAAGCCAUCUACGGAAUGGGCGUCAUAGACUCGAUGCUGGUGAUUCUUUUCGCAAACUUACUUGGAGUCUUCCCAGUGUGCUUCUUCUCGUGCUUCGGACCAGUGUUCGGACUGCGUCAAAUGAUCCUCGGUCGCUUCUGGUUCGGCUCGUAUGGGAUUCGUGUAGUAUCUGCGAUUGCCUGUGUUUCUGGACUGGGUUGGGCUACAGUGAACGUGAUCGUUGGUGCUGAAUUGAUCCAUGCAGCUAACAACGAUGUCCCUGGUUGGGCUGGAAUCAUCAUCAUCGCGUUCUGCACGUUCCUCAUCACCCUCUUCGGAUACAAAGUCGUUCACUACUAUGAACGAUACUCGUGGAUCCCAAAUUUCAUCGUGUACUUGAUUCUGUUGGGUACUUUUAUUCAUUCUGGGGCGUAUGUUCACAUUCCGAUGGGGAGUGGAAGUGCAGAGGUGUCAGGAGCGUUGAGUUUCUUCUCUGUCGUGUUCGGAACGGCCAUUAGUUGGAGUUCUAUGGCGGCAGACUACACAGUUUACCACCCGCCGACCGAGAGCAAACGCAAGAUUUUCUUCGCCACUUGGCUGGGAUUGAUCUUCCCUUCAGUCUUCACCGAGUGGAUCUCUGUUAUCAUCAUGUCGGCAACGGGACUCGACCCAACUGCCACGGAUAACAUCUAUCUGAACGGCUACAACGAUUCCGGUGCUGGAGGAUUGAUCGGUGCCGUGUUGAUUCCUCAUCUGGGAGACUUUGGACGCUUCUGCUUGGUUAUCAUGGCGCUGUCAACAGUUGCAAACAACUGCCCGAAUGUGUAUUCAUUCACGCUCAAUAUCAAGGUGAUCGGUCGUUGGACUCGUGUGGUGCCGCGAUUCCUUUGGGCACUCAUCGGUGCGAUAGUGUACGCGAUUAUCGCUAUUGAGGGUUAUUCGCACUUCGAGUCGGUACUCAACAACUUUAUGAACUUCAUCGCGUACUGGGCAACAAUCUACGUCUCUGUUGCGUUGACUGAACAUUUCGUCUUUCGACGAGGCUUCCGUGGUUACAACGUUGACGACUACAACGCCAAGAGUAUGCUUCCGAUCGGCAUUGCGGCUAUUUUCUCGUUCCUGUGUGGUUGUGCGGGUGUGGCGCUGGGUAUGAGUCAGACUUGGUUUGUCGGUCCACUGGCCAGCCACGGCGACAUCGGAUUCGAAUUGGGCUGCAUCUUCACAGUCGUGGCGAUGCUGAUCUCACGUCCACUGGAGCUCCACUUCUUCCAACGCUAAACACUUUUGGCUUGGGUGGGGGAUGGCACGACCACCCGUUGAGCUAGAUCGUCGACUUUAGAUCUAGGUUAGCACUAAAACCGUGUCCAAAUGCAAUCUUUGUCCAGUACGUUCAUUCACUCUGGAUAUACGUGGACAGCGUCAGUAUUCAAGAAGGAUUCUACUCAGUAGAAAAUAUGAGAUUAUCAAAUUGACCACGUAUCAAGCGAUCGAAUAAAAAACAGGC
This is a messenger RNA of Phytophthora nicotianae INRA-310, 2466 nucleotides long. RefSeq lists its product as hypothetical. Gene Ontology annotation, cellular component: plasma membrane. The coding region runs from base 714 to 2240 and encodes 508 amino acids. Gene Ontology annotation, molecular function: transmembrane transporter activity. The transcript has a single exon. The record is from RefSeq and is a predicted model, not a curated record. Gene Ontology annotation, biological process: transmembrane transport. Lineage: Eukaryota; Oomycota; Peronosporomycetes; Peronosporales; Peronosporaceae.